This is a messenger RNA of Varanus komodoensis (Komodo dragon), 1963 nucleotides long. RefSeq names its product complement factor I-like. Gene Ontology annotation, molecular function: serine-type endopeptidase activity; protein binding. Bases 160 to 1887 code for a protein of 575 amino acids. Gene Ontology annotation, cellular component: membrane. The transcript has 14 exons. Gene Ontology annotation, biological process: proteolysis. The record is from RefSeq and is a predicted model, not a curated record. Lineage: Eukaryota; Metazoa; Chordata; Lepidosauria; Squamata; Varanidae.
AACUAUUAUCAGCGUUUAUGUUUAUUGCACUUGUGCUCUCUUACAUUUUGGGACAAAAGGUAGUUAAAAAUUAACAAAGGCAAAGGUCAAAGGCAAAGGAAUGCAAGGGAAAUUAUAUGAAAAGAAAAUCUCUUAAUACACAGACAAAUACUCUUCAUCAUGAAGCUAUUAUCAGUGCUUGGGCUUAAUUUAUGCUUAUCCCUUAUUUUGGCACAAAAGCAACAGACAUUCCUGAUUGAAGAAUGUUUAAAGCACAGCUAUACUCAGAAUUCCUGUGAGAAGGUUUUUUGCCUGCCAUGGCAGAGGUGUGUGGGUGGUUCCUGUAUGUGUAAGAUACCCUACCAGUGCCCAAGAAAUGGCACCUCAGUUUGUUCCACUGACAAGAAGACUUUCCAAAAUUACUGCCAACUAAAGAGCUUAGAAUGCCAAAGGAACAGGGGAAAAUUUAUGAAUAGAGGAAACUGCAACCCUCAAGACAGUUUCCAUUUAUCGUUGGCCUCUGGGAAUACAUCAUCCGAAGGAAUUGUUGAAGCUGAAAUUAAUCAUGGGCAGAAGAUCUUUUAUUGUGGACGUGGAUGGGGCAUGAAAGAAGCAAACGUGGCCUGCAGAAAUCUUGGUUUUCCAGAAGGGGCUGAUUCCACAGAGCUGGUGGAACCAGAUGGUGUUUCACGGACGCUGGAAUGCCUGUCAGCGAAUUGCAGGGGGACAGAGACCAGCCUGGCUGAAUGUGCUGUAAUUCGACUGGUCCCAAGGAAUGAGAAGCUGGCUAAGGUGGUGUGCCACGAACACCACAGAGUGUGCUCCCCUGGAGAAUUCUUUUGUGUCAAUGGAAAAUGUAUCCCUUCAGAGAAAACAUGCAAUGGGAUCGAUGACUGUGGAGACUUAAGUGAUGAAGUCUGCUGCAGAGCAUGCAGGGCAGGCAGCUUCCACUGCAAGUCAGAUGUGUGUAUUCCCAAGGAGUACCUCUGUAACAACGAAAUCGAUUGCCUAACAGGAGAAGAUGAAAGUCAGCAAUUGUGUGAUAAAAAAGCAGAGGGAAAUGCAAGAGAAAGAGCACAAGCUUCUGAGUCCAUGGAUGAAGAGAGAAAAAAGAUCAAAAUGUUAUUACCCCAACUACACUGUGGUGUUGCAAAUAGCAGAGUUUCUCGACGGAAGCGAAUUGUAGGUGGAAUUAAUGCACAAAUGGGUGAAUUUCCAUGGCAAGUAGCAAUCAGAGACCAAACAGGAAGAAUCAACUGUGGUGGAGUUUAUAUUGGGGGCUGUUGGGUUUUGACUGCUGCACACUGUAUUAGACAAAGCCAUUUGAAGACAUAUAGAAUAUAUACAGGACUGCUAAGUGCAGUCAUUAUGACUGGUCAAAUCGAUACAUAUCCUAUAGAUAAAAUUAUUAUCCAUGAAAACUAUAAUUCUGAAACAAGUGAAAAUGGCAUUGCUUUGCUGAAGAUGGUAGAAAAGCGCAUACAUUUUGCCUGUUCUUCACCUGGUCUUGUCCCACUGUGCGUCCCCUGGUCAAAAUACAUGUUCAAAGAUGGCCACCGGUGCCAAGUGGCUGGCUGGGGGUUGGAUGAAGGUUCUAGAAGACAAUUCAACCUCAAGUGGGGGUAUGUUUCUUUGAUGGGAAAUUGUUCUGACAUCUACAGAGAACGGUUUUUUGAAGGAAUGGAAUGUGCAGGUACUCAUGAUGGCUCUGUAGAUGCCUGUCAAGGUGACUCAGGGGGACCCUUAAUAUGUUUUGACUCUAGAAACAUUGGAUAUGUUUGGGGCAUUGUAAGCAGAGAACGUUGUGGUAAACGAGGACACCCUAGUAUUUACAUAAAGGUGGCCAAUUAUUUUGACUGGAUUGGCCAUCAUACUGGCUUCUCUGUGAUUUCACGGCAUAAUGUGUGAUUCUUGUGGUUUAAGUACAUGGUUCUUGUUUUUUCUUGUCCUAGCAAAGCAAAAUAAAAGUUGGCUAGAAGAUUGA